UGCGGUGAACUGCCUCACCAGCUUCCUCUCCGGCUUCGUCAUCUUCACCGUGCUGGGCUACAUGGCCGAGAUGAGGGACGUGGAGGUGGAGGACGUCGCGAGAGACAAAGGGCCGAGCCUCCUUUUUAUCACCUACCCCGAAGCGAUCGCCAACAUGGUGGGAUCCACCUUCUUCGCCAUCAUAUUCUUCCUGAUGAUGAUAACGCUGGGGCUGGACAGUACGUUUGGGGGUCUGGAGGCCGUGAUCACAGCCGUGAUGGACGAGUACCCCCAGGUCCUGGCCGGGCGACGGGAGCUCUUCGUCCUUGGCCUCAUCACAGUCUGCUUCCUGGGCUCCCUGAGCACCCUCACCUACGGGGGAGCCUACGUGGUGAAGCUGCUGGAGGAGUUCGGUGCUGGCUGCUCGAUCCUGGCAGUGGUGCUACUGGAAACCAUAGCUGUCUCCUGGUUUUACGGGAUCCAGAGGUUCUCCCACGAUGUGAAAGCCAUGCUGGGCUUCACCCCGGGGGUGUUCUGGAAGGUGUGCUGGGUUGCCAUCAGCCCUGCCCUGUUAGCUUUCAUAGUUGUCAGCUCCCUGCUGGACCAGCCGCCUCUGACACUCUUCGACUACCAGUACCCCGAGUGGAGCGUCUCGGUGGGGUACCUCAUAGGAGCAUCGUCCUUCAUCUGCAUCCCCUUCUACAUGGUGUACAAGCUCGUCUGGACGCCAGGGUCUCUCAAGCAGCGCCUCGCCGUCUGCAUCCGGCCGGAGAAAACGACCCGAGAGCCCCGAGCAGAGGCGGUGUGCAUGGCACCUGUCCUGUAG
Tauraco erythrolophus (red-crested turaco) is the source of this 805-nucleotide messenger RNA. NCBI's taxonomy places the organism in Eukaryota, Metazoa, Chordata, Aves, Musophagiformes, Musophagidae. The record is from RefSeq and is a predicted model, not a curated record.